Nannospalax galili (Upper Galilee mountains blind mole rat) is the source of this 4490-nucleotide messenger RNA. RefSeq names its product Mov10 RISC complex RNA helicase (gene Mov10). Lineage: Eukaryota; Metazoa; Chordata; Mammalia; Rodentia; Spalacidae. The transcript has 21 exons. The record is from RefSeq and is a predicted model, not a curated record. The coding region runs from base 502 to 3516 and encodes 1004 amino acids. Gene Ontology annotation, molecular function: 5'-3' RNA helicase activity; RNA binding.
CUUUGCCUUCUGCCUUCCUCUGCCUCGGAAAGCCAAAGCAGGGAAAAUGGGGGAGGGGGGCGUGCCGCUCGCUUCCUCACUGGUUUAUGUCCCUGGCAGUCUGGGGGAGGUGCUGGACGAGCAGCCCCAGUCUAGCAGCAGCCGACCCAAGUCCCAGGCUCCUGCCCUUUGCUCUGUAGCUUUUCAAUAAGUCCCGAGGCUCUAGAGAGUGGGCGUGGGAGUAGCCCUAGCUGAAGCUCCGAGGUCCUCCCCACUGUUUAGGGGGCCCCAGGCGAUAGCCACGUUCCGAUCCUGGCUUGCAGCCAAGGGAGGGAGCUUAGGGUAAGGGGAGGGCCCUGAGGGAGGGGUCAGACUCCUUAGGAAAGAGUUAAUGCGAAGAGGGGGAGGGGAUAGGACGGAGAGACCGAAGGGGAGGCUCAGGGCAGCCAACUUCUAACCGCGGCGGCGACUUUCAGUUUCAUUUCCACGGACCCUCUUGCCUGGGCCGCAGCCGCCGCCGCGAUGCCCAGCAAGUUCAGCUGCCGAAAGCUCCGGGAGGCGGGCCAGAGGUUCGAGAGUUUCCUGGCUGAACGCGGACUGGACCUGGAGACAGAUCGCGAGCGGCUACGGACGAUUUACAACCGCGACUUCAAGCACAGCUCUGGGAUCCCUUGCCCUGGUUUCUCCUCUAUGCUGUAUGGAAUGAAGAUUGCAAAUCUGGCCUUCGUCACCAAGACUCGGGUCAGGUUCUUCAAACUAGACCGCUGGGCUGACGUGCAGUUAUCCAAAAAGAAGCGGAUAAAGCCGGGGACGGAUAUCAGCAAACAACACAGGUCACUGCUAGCCAGGAUCUUUUAUGACAGGGCUGAGUAUCUGCAUGGGAAGCAUGGAGUAGACGUGGAGGUCCAAGGGCCCCAUGAAGCCCGAGAUGGGCAGCUCCUUAUUCGCCUGGAUUUGAACCACAAGGAGGUGCUGACCCUCAGGCUUCGGAAUGGAGGAACCAAACCUGUUACCCUCACUCACCUCUUCCCACUGUGCUGGACACCCCAGUUUGCCUUCUACCACGGUGACCAGGACCUGCCUUGCCCAUUGGGCCCAGGUGAAAGCUAUGAGCUCCAUGUCUACUGUAAGACCAGCAUUGUGGGCUACUUCCCAGCCACUGUGCUCUGGGAACUGCUGGGACCUGGGGAAUCUGGGUCAGAAGGAGCUGAAACAUUCUACAUUGCCCGCUUCUUGGCUGCUGUUGCCCACAGUCCCCUGGCUGCACAACUGAAGCCCACAACUCCCUUCAAGCGUACCCCACGGUUCACUGGAAACCCUGUAUUGACCAACCGGAUAGAGGAAGGAGAGAGACCUGACCGUGCUAAGGGUUAUGAUCUGGAGCUAAGCAUGGCACUGGGGACUUACUACCCACCCCUCCGUCUCAGACAACUGCUCCCCACCCUUCUUCAGGGAACAAGUAUCUUCACCUCCCCAAAGGAGAUUGCUGAGAUCAAGGCCCAGCUGGAGACAAACCUGAAGUCCAAGAACUAUGAGCUGAAACUCCGGUUGCUGCUGCACCUGGAGGAGCUACAGAUGGAACAUGACAUCCGGCACUAUGACCUAGAGUCAGUGCCCAUGACAUGGGAUCCUGUGGACCAGAACCCCAGGCUGCUCACACUGGAGGUUCCAGGUGUGGCUGAGAGCCGUCCCUCGGUGCUACGGGGUGACCACCUGUUUGCCCUUUUGUCCUCUGAGACCCACCAGGAGGACCCCGUCACCUACAAAGGUUAUGUACACAAGGUGGAAUUGGACCGUGUCAAGCUGAGCUUUUCCACCAGCCUGCUGAAUCGAUUUGUGGAUGGGAUGACAUUCAAGGUGAACUUUACCUUCAACCGCCAGCCCCUUCGGGUCCAGCACCGAGCCCUGGAGUUGACUGGGCGCUGGCUGCUCUGGCCCAUGCUUUUUCCUGUGGCCUCCCGUGGGGUUCCUCUGCUUCCCUCAGAUGUGAAGUUCAAGCUGUAUGAUCGGAGUCUGGAGUCGAACCCUGAGCAGCUACAGGCCAUGAAGCAUAUUGUGAGGGGCACUACCCGGCCUGCCCCCUACAUCAUCUUUGGGCCUCCAGGUACCGGCAAGACUGUCACAUUAGUGGAGGCCAUUAAGCAGGUAGUAAAGCACUUGCCCAAAGCCCACAUCCUGGCCUGCACUCCAUCCAACUCGGGGGCUGACCUCCUUUGUCAGCGGCUCCGAGUCCACCUGCCCAGCUGCAUCUACCGCCUCCUGGCCCCCAGCAGGGACAUCCGCAUGGUGCCUGAGGACAUUAAGGCCUGCUGUAACUGGGAUGCUAAGAAGGGGGAGUAUGUGUUUCCUGCCAAAAAGCAGUUGCAACAAUAUCGGGUCUUAAUUACCACCCUCAUCACUGCCAGCAGGUUGGUGUCAGCCCAGUUUCCCAUUGAUCACUUCACACACAUCUUCAUCGAUGAGGCUGGCCACUGCAUGGAGCCUGAGAGUCUGGUAGCCAUAGCAGGAUUGAUGGAUGUCAAGGAAACGGGCAACCCAGGAGGGCAGCUGGUGCUGGCAGGAGACCCUCGGCAGCUGGGGCCUGUGCUGCGUUCGCCACUGGCACAGAAGUAUGGACUUAGCUACUCACUGCUGGAGCGCCUGCUCACUUACAACUCCUUAUACAAGAAGGGCCCCAACGGGUAUGAUCCCCAGUUCAUCACCAAGCUGCUCCGCAACUACAGGUCUCAUCCCACCAUCUUGAACAUUCCUAACCAGCUGUACUACGAUGGGGAGCUGCAGGCCUGUGCAGAUGUGGUGGAUAGAGAACGCUUCUGCCGCUGGGAGGGGCUGCCUCAACAGGGCUUCCCCAUCAUCUUUCACGGUGUAAUGGGCAAAGAUGAGCGUGAGGGCAAUAGCCCAUCCUUCUUCAACCCUGAAGAGGCCGCCACAGUGACUUCCUACCUGAAACAGCUCCUGGCCCCUUCCUCCAAGAAGGGCAAAGCCCGCCUGAGUCCCCGAAGUGUGGGUGUCAUCUCGCCAUACCGGAAGCAGGUGGAAAAAAUCCGGUACUGCAUCACAAAACUUGAUCGGGAACUACGGGGACUGGAUGACAUCAAGGACUUGAAGGUGGGCUCUGUGGAAGAAUUCCAAGGGCAGGAACGAAGUGUCAUCCUCAUCUCCACUGUGCGAAGCAGCCAGAGCUUUGUGCAGCUGGAUCUGGACUUUAACCUCGGUUUCCUUAAGAACCCUAAGAGAUUCAACGUAGCUGUGACCCGGGCCAAGGCUUUGCUCAUUGUAGUAGGCAACCCCCUCCUCCUGGGCCAUGAUCCUGACUGGAAAACAUUCCUGGAGUUCUGUAAAGAAAAUGGGGGAUACACCGGAUGCCCCUUUCCUGCCAAACUGGACCUGCAACAGGGACAGGACUUACUCCAAGGUCUGAGCAAACUCAGCCCCUCUACCUCAGGGCCCCGCCGUCACCAAAACCUCCCCCAGGAGCGGGAAAGUGAAGGGGGCCUGCCCUUGCAAGUGGAGCCAGAGUGGAGAAAUGAGCUCUGAAGACAGCUGCCCCCUUUCAUACCAGCCUAGCCUUAUAGUGGCCUGCCCCUGCCCCAGAACCCAGUCCAGCUGCCCCCUGCAGAGGAAGGCUAGGAAGUUUACAGCUCAAACCAUUCCACCCCUUUCCCUGCUAGGGGAAACAACCCAAGCUGCUAACAAUUGUGGGGAAGGGGAGGAAGAAAAGCUUUUUUUCUCCCUCUUUUGCAGUACUAGGGAUUGAACCCAGAGCCUCGCACAUGCUAGGCAAGCGCUCUGCUACUGAGCUACUUUAAGAAAACCUCUUAAAAUGCUGUUCUAUGCAAAAGCCUCUUGCUUAUGUCUAUCAGCCUGAUCUCACUUCCUGUGCCCCCAAGCUGACCCUGCAGGAGGGUGCCUGUCCAGGGCCACACCCCUUCAUAACUACGUGGAGGGGAGGAAACCCAGUGGACCAAGGAAGCCACCCACAGGCUUCUAAGUUUAGCCAGUGAUACAGACCACUCCCCUCACCCUGCCUAGGCUAGCAGCCAAGCAUGACCUCAUCCCUUACUCCAAACUUCACCCUACCCCCACCCCAAUCCUGCUUCUGCAGACAGGGGCCCAGCCUGGCCAGCAACUUGGAAAUGAAGAAAGAUGGCACUCCAGGCUUACAGCCAAGGUAGGCCAGGAGAGACAGGAAGCUGCCACACACGUGGGAACCUUUGACCUUUAUUCACCCCCUCCCCUUCCACCAAGUACAGUCAAGAGACAAGGCUACUACCAAAGCAGAGACCCUAGUCCCUACCCUAAACUCACUCCUGUGAGCCAGAAGUAUAUAAAGUGCUGGUGUGUGAUGUGGGGAAGGCAGAAGGGAGCAGGAGCCCCACCCUAGGCCAGGGCAGCAGGAGGAGGGGGCCCUGUUCAGGAAGGGCAGGGCACCAGCCUACUUCCCAGAAACUGGGAGGGAGGGCCUACCAACCCCAACUUGGGGCUAGGAAAACUCGAUGCAGUCCUGGGCA